CUGAAAAAAACGCAACCUCCUCAAUCUAACCACCAACGAAAGCAGAUCUCAGGACCUUUUUCACGUUGAUGGCGAAGUAGGAGAAGACAUCAAAUAUACUAGAAAUUCCGAGUUCAUUUCCUGAUAUUUUAAUUGAGACACCGCCAAAUUUGGUUUCUAGUUAAUGGAGGAAGGUAGUAACACCAAGUCGUCAUUGGAGGAGGAGAGAGAAAAUGAGGCGGAUGUAACUGCGCAACAAACCAAAAAAGACGACGUAGACGUCGGAGGUGGUGGCGGAUGGGGAGGGUGGGGUUUCUCACCGUUUUCGUACCUUUCAGAUCUUCAGAAAGCCGCCACGCUUGCCGCCGAGGAGAUCUCCCGCAGUGCUGCUGAGAGCUUUGGUAACGUACAAGAUGUUGCUGAAGAUGAACCUUCUAAAGCGGAGGAUGACGCUAAAGAUUCUGUCACAGAAGGGGAAGAUGGACAAGAGAAGGAAAAGUUGAUGUCUGCUCUGGAUAAGUUGGAGAAGGCUAGUGAAGACACAUUUCUUAGCCAGGGUUUGAAGGUGAUAGAUGGUUCAGUGGAAAACUUUGCAUCAGGAGCUUGGAAGGCACUAGGAAGUGCAUUCAAAGGCGGUUCCAACCUUAUGCAAAAGCUCGAGCAUUCUGCCGUUAGUAUAGCUGAUUCCGUUCAACAUGAUGCAAGUUCUAUUGCUCCAUCUCUUCUAGAGACUGGAAAAGCUUUUACUUUCAAGGGGAUGCAAGUUCUUGAAAACGUGGGUAAGGAGACUAUGGAUUUGCUGAUCUCUGAGACUGGUUUUGAAGUUGAUAAGAAGUCUGAUGGAGUCGAUCAUCAAAGUUACGACAACCAGCUUUAUGAGGAAAUGACAUUUGAUCGUUGUUUUUACAUAUAUGGAGGCCCUGAGCAGUUGGAGGAAUUGGAGGCGUUGUCAAGUCAUUAUGCCUUACUUUUUAACAGAAGAAAAGUGAAGUUGUCAUCAGAGGAGAAAUCAUUGUACGAAGGAAAGGUGAAACAAGUUCAACAAAUUCUUGAUUUAAAGACUGAAACUGAUAUAACAACCGUGCACUCAGACAAAGGAAAGAAAAUAGAAACUAGGGCUGGAGGAAGUGACUCAGAACUUAAGAACUUACAUGAUUCAAGUCUCAGUAAGGCUGCUGACUUGGCUGUGGGGUUUACAAGUGCACUAUCUGGGGUAAGUGCUAAUGACAUUAUUCAAAGGACUACUGGCAGACUGGAAUCUUUGCACUCUGAAGGGGUCCAUAGGUUGUCAGAGAUUUGCUGUUUUGCUGUGUCCCAAUUAUUGUUGUUGGGGAAAUCCAUGAUAUCUGUUGCAAACAAGAAUCAGGAGGAAAAUGUAGAUGAGAAUAUGAUUAAAAUUGAUUGGCCGGAGGAUUCUCUUGAAAAAGCUAAAAUUAUCAGAUCCAAGGCUCAGUCGAUCACCGAGAGCAUGGAAGCUGUUUCCAAUAGCUUCAUUACCGGUAUAUCUGAUGUGACUGAAGCUUACCUAGCUGCCAUGAAAGUUGUUUCAACAACUGAUUCUCAUGAAACUCCUCCAGAAAUGUCAAUUCAAGACAAAGCCAAUGCAUUUUCAGAACAUCUUCGCGCAGAUCAGAGUAUUGCCGUGGAUAAAUUUCAGGACGGCCUUCAAUACUUGUGCUUUGUUACCGUGUCCACUUCCAUGCCCCCCGCUCUCUGAAAAAGCGGGAUAUCAUUUGUAAAUACUUAACUAGAACUCUUCCAAAUUGUUCAAUGGAAAGUACCAUGUCCAAGUCAUUGAGACAUCUUGUGCUACUUUUUGAUUGCACUAGAAUUAGGGGUCAGUGGCGUAGAAAUACAGAAUUCAGAAUUAGAUUUGUUUCGUACUUCGUAUAUGUUACCAUAUGUAAUGCUAUUUUAUGAUUGAAGUUUCUUUGGAAGUUCAAAAAUGGGAUAAAAUCUUGGUUGAGAA
Spinacia oleracea (spinach) is the source of this 1948-nucleotide messenger RNA. RefSeq lists its product as uncharacterized. NCBI's taxonomy places the organism in Eukaryota, Viridiplantae, Streptophyta, Magnoliopsida, Caryophyllales, Amaranthaceae. The transcript has 9 exons. The coding region runs from base 164 to 1696 and encodes 510 amino acids. The record is from RefSeq and is a predicted model, not a curated record.